Messenger RNA from Lodderomyces orthopsilosis Co 90-125, 1269 nucleotides. Its product is annotated as ditrans,polycis-polyprenyl diphosphate synthase. The coding region runs from base 1 to 1269 and encodes 422 amino acids. The record is from RefSeq and is a predicted model, not a curated record. Gene Ontology annotation, cellular component: dehydrodolichyl diphosphate synthase complex; endoplasmic reticulum membrane. Lineage: Eukaryota; Fungi; Ascomycota; Pichiomycetes; Serinales; Debaryomycetaceae. The transcript has a single exon. Gene Ontology annotation, molecular function: ditrans,polycis-polyprenyl diphosphate synthase [(2E,6E)-farnesyl diphosphate specific] activity.
AUGGCGGUCCACGCUUCUACACCCGUCUCUUUCUUAAACACAUCUAGUCCUACAUUUACUUGUGUUAUCAGAAUCUCAAAAUGGGAGGCACUACACAAGAAAAAAAACGUUAGAUUUUCGGCUUCUGAUAAUUUUCCUUUUUUUACAACAGGGAGAAAUACGUAUCAUCAAAGAAGAGUCAUCCCCACCAUUAUGUCUGCGUUAAAAUCACCAAGGAUCGUCGAUGACGUGAGACUCAACAACAAUGGAGAAGUCAAGUUAAAGGAUGUCACCAACGAAGCAAAGUCGAGACAGAAGAUAGCUAAAAAUGAUGUGGUUAAAGCACCACCAAGUACAAUUCGAACUGUCAACAUCUUUACCAUAUUGGUCCAGCUUGUACACCGUUUUUUUACUGUUGGAUUGGUUGCACUGGGUGCUUCAGUCACUAGCUUAAUCAUGUUCUACAUCAACCAUUUGAUUCUCCUCAACUUGUUCUUCACCAUUGCCAUUUACAAAAAUGUUUUAUUCAUAUAUCGCAAGAUUUACUUGAAGUUCCUUACUUUAACCUAUUAUCCCAAUAAAUCACCUCAAGUGAUUAGAGAUGAUGUCAACCAGUUAGUCAAAAUUCCCAAAUCGGUCUCUUGCAUUUUAGAUUUGAAAGAUGACGACGAUGAAAAUGGCGGUAAAGAUGGAUUGUAUAAUCAGAUCAGUGAGUUGGCAGCUUGGAGUGUGAGCGCAGGUAUAUCAAGAUUGAUCAUCUAUGAAUACACUGGAUCUAUAAAUCAAAGCAGUGAGUCACUACUUGAUUUAAGUAAAGUCAUAACUCGGAAUUUGAUUUCAUAUUUUGGCUCAGAAGCUAUCCCUGCAUUCUCAUUGAAAGUACCUCACAAAAACUUGAUCUUGUACAGCGACGAGUCCGUUAGUCUAUCAUCGACUGAAGAACCAAGAGAAGCUACAGUGGAUUUAGAAAUUGACUUACUUAGUAGAGUUGAUGGAAAGCCAACUAUUGUUGAACUAACCAAAACAAUGAGUGAAUUGGCUGUGAACAAAGAGUUAUCGGUUAAUGAUAUAACCAUUGACUUGAUUGACGAAGAGUUGGUUGAAUUGGUUGGACCAGAACCAGACUUGUUGAUUUCAUUCGCACCUUCAUUAAAUUUGGAAGAUUACCCACCUUGGCAUAUUAGAUUGACUGAGGUUUAUUGGGAACCUGAAAACAAAGAUGUGAGCUAUGCUGUUUUUAUUCGUGCCUUGAAGCAAUUUUCCCAAUGCAAGGUAAAUGCAGGUAAGUAA